AUGAAAGAAAGACCCAAGAUGAGGGAGGGUGUUUUGGGGAGACCCAUUGCCCAGCUUGCCAUGUUGUUCAUUUCGUUGAAGGCGGUUGAAGCAAAGGACGUUGCGGGUCCAGAAAGAGUGACUCUAGGACAGAAGCUCGGGAAAUUGUCGGCUGGAGAGAAAAUGUUUGCUCUACUUGGGGUAUUGGCGGUGCUCUGCCUUUUCAUAGCGACUGUGAUAUCCUCGGUGAAUAGUUCCAUGUAUGAUAUGGCUGCCAGGGCCUUUGUCUAUAUCUGCUCAGUUUUCGGUUGCGUUUUCUUGAUUGCGUUCUUUGUUUGCGGGUGCUACCUAUAUCACUCGGAUGGGAGCGUGACACAGUGCCAGAAGGGCUGUCUGUUACUGGGAAUCCUCUUGUUCACCGGAUCGUUGAUAUUGAUUCUCUUGGAAAUAUCUACCACCAUGUCCAGCGGUGUGGCUGACAUUAGUAAUGUUUCUGAUAAGGUAAAAUAUGCAAUGUGCGCCUUUAUUGGCCUCUGUUUCAUUUUCUUCGUCACGUUCAUUUUCACCGCCUGCCGUCAAUGCCAUUUCAAGCGACGAUUCGGCUUGUGCCACAUAAUGUUUAUCGCACUGGCAUUGUUGAUCGUGUUGUGUUUGUUCGCGACACUUGGAUGCAUUGCCGGUGGAUUACUUAAAUUUUCUUCGGUUCAGGGUAGUGGGUCCUUAAAUCCAUUACCUGCGGUCAUAACCCUAUACUUUAUUUUCAUCAUUGCACUGCUGUCACUAUCUUGUUACAUGGGUUUCUAUGGAGAUCACUUCACUUUCACUGAAAUCGCAUUUGGAACCCUCGGGAUCGUAAUUGUCAUAUGCUUCGUUGCCCUAGUUGUCUUCAGAUUGAUGGAUCCAACUGAAUAUUCGCCAACCGCGCAGGUGACAAGUCUUCUCAUCCUAGAAUUCCUUCUCCUCAUCCCAUUCUUGUACUGCGCCUAUCGCUUAUGUCUUCUCGACCCUGUCAUCGCAUUCUUCAAACGUAGUCCCCAAACUGACAAGGCCCACGCCCACAAUUUAAUUGGUGACGUCACUGACUCAUCUGGAAAUGCGGUCGAAACGGACAACUAA
Molecule: messenger RNA, 1095 nt
Organism: Babesia sp. Xinjiang
Lineage: Eukaryota; Apicomplexa; Aconoidasida; Piroplasmida; Babesiidae
Exons: 1
Coding region: 1-1095 (364 amino acids)
Source: RefSeq, a predicted model, not a curated record